UAUCUUAGAAACGACCGGUGUUGACAGAACGCAGGGUGGCAGACCUCAUUCAGUUCUCAAAUGAAGUUUAUUCAUGUGUUUGUCGUGAAAGUUUAAACAUGUACGGGCGCGCUCCAAGAGUUACCUUCCUGCCAAAAAGUGAGACCUCGGUCACAGUAGGUCCUGGAUCUGACAACUUCAAUUCAAGAAGAUACGACCCGGCGAUGUCGUGUGAGGGUCCGGGCCGCGGGGCCUAUGAUGUUCUUGCGCCGCCAGCUACCACCAGCCACAACCAGUUGAGGACCCAUGGCAAAAGACCGGCGCAUUCUGCUAAAGGUUUGCAGCAUUGGGUCGCUAGCCAGUACGUUGUGCCAUCCAUUCCCUCCCGGGGUGAGUCCUGUGGCUACGAGGAGGACGCCCUGGGCUUGCUCCGUAAACAAGAGCCUCCGGACAGAGACACGAGCCUGGGCCCGGCCUACUACAACCCUUUGCUUGCUGAGAAGAUUCCUAAGUACAAAGGCAUUCACUUUGGCAAAAUGACAGCCAGGAGAAGCCAGGCGACGAAGGACAAAGUGCCGGGGCCAGGCCACUACUUCCCUGAGAUUGUUCCCGAAACGCACUAUGAAAACGUCAACAUGAGAAAAGAGCAGAGGGUCAAGGCGGAGCUUGUCAUUCCUCGAUACCACCAACUGCUGCCCCAGCAGGAGUACAAGAAGGGCAUACCUGGUCCUGGCCACUAUGACAUCAGAGGACAGUUUGAGAGGCUCACGGACAAAAAGCAGCAGGCCACCGCCUCCUUUCUCUCUCAGACUGAGAGGUUCAAGCCUGCCAAGCAAGAGUCGCCCCCUGUGGGUGCCUAUAAUGACCCCCGCUGCGCCAUCCAAACGGCUUACGGGGCGACGGGCGUGCGCAAAAGCCCGUUUGGUGUCACGGCCGAGCGUUUCCCGCCUAACCGCAACGGAGGUUCCACACCAGGUGCUGGCUCGCACAAUGUCCUAGACUUGGGUUUGGCCCAGGAGAGUUUGAAGCGGGCACUUUCAGAGCGAGCCAAGAAAGGAGGCUUUGGCUCCACUGCUAAACGCAGCAGCAUUUUCCUCAACAAGGAGUCCGUACAAGGACCCAGCCCAGGAGAUGACCAGGUGGAAAAGCGUCCAGAGGAGCUUUACAAAAAGCAGCACACGCUCGCAUUCAGAUCAGCCACACAGCGCCUGGCAUCCUCAGUUGUGGCCAAAGAUUCUCCUCCACCCAAUGCAUACAACAUCAACAAGACACCGAAUGGGACGAGUGGACACGUUGCAACUCUGAGUCAAGAAGCCAGAAGACGACAAAGCAGUUUCCUGUCAGCGGCACCGUGCCAUACAGAUUCCUUUCUAUGCAAUGUGCAUACUGGACCAGGUCCAGGAGAGUAUAACCCAAGUGUGAGAUCCUCGCCUCCAAUGUCUCUAAUGGCCUCCAGAGAAGAGCGCUUCAAAGAGACCACCAAUAGCAACCCAGGACCUGCCGCUUACCAGCUGAGUCCGGGCAUGAUGAACACAGUGUUGAAGAGAACCUUCAACGCCACCCUCAACAAUCCUCUCGCCUAGCUGCCCAUCCUCUGCCGGAGCACAAGGCCGUCGAUGCUGUUCCUCGCCAUACCGUCGUCGCCGCCAGCAGUAUGUCUUAAGCCGGGUAGGCUACACACACCGUUUAACAUUCCACAUGUAGCAAAAACAAAAAUAUGCAAACUAAUUCAUUGUGCGUUGUUCGUAAACGUUUGAAUAUGUAACUGAUCGUGUUUCAUUGAUUACCUUGAAUGUAUCGUAAAUUUGUCUGCACAUUUGUAAUGCUCUUAGUUUCUAGUCUACUUAAAGAAAAACAUGCUAUUUUUCCCCAUGAUUGCAGGAAGCGGUUUAGGAAAUCUCGUCAUUAACUUUGAAUAUGUCCGUUUGCGCAGCUUAUCUUGAGGAAAAUUGUUUGAACCAAAUGACUCGAAUGUUAAACAUCUCAUCUAAAAGCUGCAAGGUGCUUUUCUAACAUAUUGCUUUUAUAGGCUUCUAGCAGCUCCUGAGGGAUCAUGUCAUGUUUUAUUUAAUGACAAGUAACUCAAGAGACAAUUCAAGGGUGGGGGGAAAAAAAAGCAAUUAGAACCCCUAAAGGUCCAAAGCCUUAUUUGCCGAUUGGACAUAAAUCACAGUGUCGUUCAUUAUGUAGAUUUCUGCUGACCAAAGUUGCGUGGACGACUCAUAACUCAGAAGGUUCACAACGUGGCCUUUUAAUUGACACUUCAAGCGUUACAAAAUUCUUACUUACCCCCGGGAAAUAAUGGCAGUUGAAGUUGUCGGCUCCAGGUUCAAAUUAUUGGCUAAAUAAUGAGGAAGGCGAGAUGCAGAUUUUCAAAAGGGUCCUACCUACUGAAGUCAAACAAUAAACUUUGGAACAUACUUUGUACACCGACGCACUUUGAUUUGGACUUAAAGUUAAAUACAACCGAACUGUACAUGUGCAGUGAUCCUUUCGCUCACCACUAGAGGGAGACCGCAUACCAUUAGUGCUAUGUAUGUUUGAGAAUCACUGCAAAGGCAUUGUAAAUAAAUGCAAGGUUGUGUACAAGCAGAGGAAGAUGAGCACAGUCGGCUAGUAUUUACGCCUCCCCCGAGAGUCGUCUUUACCUUUCUUUUCCUUUAUCCCUGUGAGCUGUUUUACAUCAGCGAUCUAAUUAAAGGAAAUAAAUCACACGGACCCAGCCCCACCUGAUUCCCGGACCGUCUCCCGCACCCCCGACCGAUUGUAUAAAUCUCCAUUACGGCGCAUUACGCUGCACAUCACUCAUGUUGUUUAUUGGUUGGGAAAAUAUGCACACAGAGUAGGGCCCGUAAAAAAAGUGACGGAUGUUCAAACGGGCGCACUGCCGCGUCAACGGGCCACUAAGCGACGUCUCGUGCGGGCUCAAAGACGUACGGUGUGUCAUCCCGACGCCCGGAUUUCAUUGUUGUCGGGAAUCCAAAAGGCUUCUUUUUAUGGCCUCAUUUGCUAAAGGGCUCUGUCUCCGAGGCAGGGGCAUUAUUUAAUCUAAUCAGCUCGACGCCCUCCCCUCAAUAGAUCUCUUGAUAACUGUAAAAUGGAGGUUAAUCAGGUUUUUUUUUUUAUUGGUUAACAAACGCCAGACAGCUGCUGGAGUAGCCACUUAGGGAAGAUGAUUCUGUAUGCAAAUGAGCUUGACUUUACUAGGGGACAAAGCAAUACAGACACACUUUUAUGAUGUCACUGUCCAAUAAAAAUGUUGUUUUCCCUUUUUAUUCCAAAGCAAGAUAAUAGAUAGAUAGAUAAAUAAA
This is a messenger RNA of Syngnathus acus (greater pipefish), 3290 nucleotides long. It is a transcript of the gene stpg2, whose product is annotated as sperm-tail PG-rich repeat containing 2. The transcript is spliced from 12 exons. The coding region runs from base 99 to 1562 and encodes 487 amino acids. NCBI's taxonomy places the organism in Eukaryota, Metazoa, Chordata, Actinopteri, Syngnathiformes, Syngnathidae. The record is from RefSeq and is a predicted model, not a curated record.